Messenger RNA from Eruca vesicaria subsp. sativa (arugula), 982 nucleotides. The record is from the annotation of a GenBank genome assembly. Lineage: Eukaryota; Viridiplantae; Streptophyta; Magnoliopsida; Brassicales; Brassicaceae.
ACUUCACAAAAGCUAAAAGCUUCCUUCCUCCUUUUUCUCUAACAUCCCUAAGAGAGAAUUGGGAUCGCUUCUUAGGGUUUCCACCAAGCAAUCCGUCACCAGCUCUCAAUCUGAGGGCUCUGUGUUGCUGCUGAGGGAGACAAAUGUCAGGUGGAACUCCGCGUGGUGGUGGUGGCUACAUUAGGCAAAGGCAUAGCCAAGGGUAUGCAUCUGGUGGCGAUGAUCUUGAGGACGAUGCUUGCUCUAGGCACCAGCCUUUCUCCCUUGAGAGUCCUAGGUGUAAGACUUGGGUCGAGGUUUUGGAGAAUGUGCUUUGGAUUGCCUCUGCUGUGUUCAUCAUUUACUUUGGUGACAUGCAUUCCAACAUGAUUUACAUCUUGUUACACGAUGCCCGGAUCAAAAGGAUGCCAUUGUAUUUGGGGAUGUUGGGGAUAGUAGUGAACGUUAUGAUCAUAAUCUACGAGAGUAUGUUGUCGUGGAGCAUGAGAAGGUUUGAUGAGAAAUGGGAACUGUGGAGUAUCUCUGCUCUGCCUUUCAUCACCCUGCUUGGCAUCAUUUCAUUCUGCCUGCUCUCGUUUGCUUUAUGGCCUAUAUGGGGAUUCUUGACUCUCCCUCUUCUGUUCACAUUGUUCAUGGCAUGCCUUGUUGUGUUCCCACAUCUCUCGAUCAUCAAACUGAGGCCACAAAACGAGGAACUUCGCAUAGAUUGAGAGAGAGAUAGAGUGAGUGGGUAUCCCUUUUUUUUUCUGUCUUCUUUGUGAGAAGUGAAUAAGUGUGAAAAGGGAAAGAGGGAUGUGGUUUGGAUUGAGGUAUGUAUAGAUAGAGAUAUAGAUGAGAACUCAUUGAUGAUCUAAUAGAGAGAGAGAGGGAUCUUUUUUUUUCUUAAUGUUUUUUUUCUUAGUCUCUUGAGAGUAUAUUGGUUCAUGUCUUGUUUCAUUUCUACGUGCAGUGCAAAAAAAAAGAUAAUCUCAUUCGCCUCCUU